CACCUCUCCACGGCGAGCGGGGAGCUGCAGGCGGACGCCUCCUUCAUGCAAACCCUCUGGAACAUGAACCCCAUCUGCUCCGGCUCGGAGGAAGGCUACGUGACGGGUGGCCACGUCAUGCGUCUCUUCCACGGCCACAUGGACGAGUGUCUGACCACCUCCGCGCCAGAGCAGGGCGAGGAGCGCAGCAGUGUGGUGAACUACGAGGGAGGAGCCGUUUGCACCCACGCUCGGUCCCUUUGGCGCCUGGAGCCCCUGCGCAUCAGCUGGAGUGGGAGCCACCUGAAGUGGGGCCAGCCCUUCCGCCUGCGACACGUCACCACGGGACGUUACCUGGCGCUGACGGAGGACAAGGGUCUGGCCGUGGUGGAGGCGGCCGCCGCCAACACCCGCGCCUCCGCCUUCUGCUUCCGUGCCUCUAAGGAGAAACUGGAGGUGGUGGCCAAGCGGGACGUGGAGGGGAUGGGGACCCCCGAGAUCAAGUACGGGGAGUCCCUCUGCUUUGUGCAGCACGUGGCCAGCGGGCUCUGGCUCACCUACGCCGCUGCCGACACCAAGGCCAUGCGCCUUGGGCUGCUCAAGAGGAAGGUGGGGGGCUUCGGGGGGGCCUGGGCCUCGUUGAUCCGGGGAAACCGCGCCAACUGCGCCCUCUUCUCCACCAACCUGGACUGGCUGGUCAGCAAGCUGGACCGGCUGGAGGCCUCCUCGGGUAUCCUGGAGGUGCUGUACUGCGUCCUCAUUGAAAGCCCCGAGGUCCUCAACAUCAUCCAGGAGAACCACAUCAAGUCCAUCAUCUCCCUCCUGGACAAGCACGGCCGCAACCACAAAGUGCUGGAUGUGCUCUGCUCCCUCUGUGUCUGCAAUGCCGUGGCCGUCCGCUCCAACCAGAACCUCAUCACCGAGAACCUCCUGCCCCGGCGGGACCUACUGCUCCAGACUGGGCUGGUCAACUACGUCACCAGCGUGCGCCCCAACAUCUUCCUGGGCACGCACGAGGGCUCGACGCAGUACAGCAAGUGGUACUUCGAGGUGGCGGUGGAGCGGGUGCAGCCCUUCCUCACGGCGCAGCCCACCCACCUCCGGGUGGGCUGGGCGGCAGCCGGGGGCUACAGCCCCUACCCGGGGGGGGGCGAAGGCUGGGGGGGCAAGGGAGCCGGUGACGACCUCUGCUCCUUCGCCUUCGACGGUCUCCACCUCUGGACAGCCGCCCAGGGGGUGCCACGGGGACGGGGGGACAAGUCUCGCAUCUUCCGGGCGGAACGGAGCUACGCGGUGCGGGCCGGCAAGUGGUACUUCGAGUUCGAGGCCGUCACCACCGGGGAGAUGCGGGUGGGCUGGGCACGUCCCCACCUGCGCCCCGACACCGAGCUGGGUGCCGAUGACCUCGCCUACGUCUUCAAUGGGCACCGGGCACAGCGCUGGCACGUGGGCAGCGAACCCUUCGGCCGGACCUGGCAGGCGGGGGACGUGGUGGGCUGCAUGAUCGACCUGACGGAGAGCCACAUCACCUUCACCCUCAACGGCGAGGUCCUCAUCAGCGACGCCGGCUCCGAGCUGGCCUUCAAGGACUUCGACGUGGGCGAGGGCUUCGUGCCGGUGUGCAGCCUGGGGCUGGAGCAGGAGGGGCGGCUGAACCUGGGGCAGGAGGUGGGCAGCCUGCGGUUCUUCAGCAUCUGCGGGCUGCAGGAGGGCUACGAGCCCUUCGCCAUCAACAUGAAGAGACCCAUCACCCUCUGGUUCAGCAAGAGCCUCCCCCAGUUCGUCCCAGUGCCCCCCGACCACCCCCAACUGGAGGUGACUAGGAUGGAUGGGACAGUGGAGACGCCGCCAUGCCUGCGGCUAGCCCACCGAGCCCCCAGCUCCCCGGCCACGUCGCCCGAGCUCCUCUUCCUCCGCCUCAGCCUCCCCGUCCAGUUCCACCCUCGCUUUCGCUGCACCCCCGGGGCCACCCCCCUGCCGCAGGCCCCCCCUGAGCCCCCCGAGGACGUCAGCCUCGAACCCCUCUCCGAAUUUGAACGCCUCCGUCGCUCAGCCGGGCCCAGGAACCCCGAAGGCGAAGGUGAGGGCGAGAAGGGGCCUGGGGGUGGUCCGGCCACCCCGGCCCCCCGGGACCAGCCCCGUGUUGAGAACGAGAAGGAUGCGACCACCGAGAAGGGCAAGACCCGGAGGGGGUUUCUGUUCAAGGCCAGGAAGACACCAUUCACGCCCCCCCCUGCAGUGCCCACUGUCCCCCGUCUCGAGGAGGACGUGGUCCCCGACGAGCGUGACGACCCCGAGGUCAUCAUGAACACCACCACGUACUACUACUCGGUGCGGAUCUUCGCGGGGCAGGAGCCCUCCAGCGUCUGGGUGGGCUGGGUGACCCCCGACUUCCACCAGCACGACCCCACCUUCGACCUCUCCCGCGUCCGCACCGUCACCGUCACCAUGGGUGAUGACAAGGGCAACGUGCACGACAGCAUCAAGCGGAGCAACUGCUACAUGGUGUGGGGGGGGGAGUUUGCCAGCACCACGCAGCAGGCGCGGGUCAGCCACACCGACCUGGUCAUCGGCUGCCUGGUGGACCUGGCCACCGGCCUCAUGACCUUCACUGCCAACGGCAAGGAGAUCAACACCUUCUUCCAGGUGGAACCCAACACCAAGCUCUUCCCGGCCGUCUUCGCCCUCCCCACCAGCCAGAACGUCAUCCAGUUCGAGCUGGGCAAGCUCAAGAACAUCAUGCCCAUCUCGGCUGCCAUGUUCAGCAGCGAGCGGAAGAACCCGGAGCCACAGUGCCCACCGCGCUUGGCCAUCCAGCUCCUGACACCCGUCACCUGGAGCCGUAUGCCCAACGAGUUCCUGGGCGUGGAGACCACCCGCCUGAGCGAGCGGCAGGGCUGGGUGGUGGAGUGCACCGAGCCCCUCGUCAUGAUGGCCCUCCACAUCCCCGAGGAGAACAGGUGCAUCGACAUCAUGGAGCUGUCGGAGCAGCUGGACCUGCUGCGGUUCCAGUGGCACACGCUGAAGCUGUACUGCGCCGUCUGCGCCCUGGGGAACAACCGGGUGGCCCACGCGCUCUGCAGCCACGUGGACCAGGCGCAGCUCCUCUUCGCCAUCGAGAGCCCCGAGCUGCCGGGACCGUUGCGCGCCGGCUACUACGACCUGCUGCUGGCCAUGCACCUCGAUGCCGCCCAGCGCGCCCGUGCCUCCAUGAGCGCCGAAUUCAUCAUCCCCAUGACCGAAGCCACCAAAAGCAUCACCCUCUUCCCCAACGGCGGGCGAGCGCCUGGACCCCCUGGCGUGGGUCCCAGCGCCUGUUUGCGACCCCAGCCCCAUUUUGCCGAACCUUGUUUCGUCUUGGCGGCCGGCAGCGGGCGGGCGCCGCUCAGUCCUGGCAUCCCCUUGGGGGCUUUGGGGGCUCGGGCCAUCAGGAUGCUGGCGGAGGCGGUGGCCGGCGGGGGACCCCACGCCCGGGAUCCGGUGGGCGGCAGCGUGGAAUUCCAGCUGGUGCCAGUGCUGAAGCUGGUGUCGGCGCUGCUGGCCGUGGGUGCGCUGGGGGACGAGGACGUGCGCCGUGUCCUCCAGAUGAUCGAGCCCAGGGUCUUUGGGGAGCCUCGGCGGGAGGCCCCAGCCGAUGGCGAGGAGGAGGAGGAGGAGGCGCGGAGGAAGGCCAUCGAGGCGGGGGAGAUGGAGGAGGAGGAGGAGGAGGAGAAGAAGGAGAAAGAGGAGGAGGAGGAGGAGGAGAAGGAAGGGCUGGAGGAAGGGCUGCUGCAGAUGAAGCUGCCUGAGUCGGUCAAGCUGCAGAUGUGCAACCUGCUGCAGUACUUCUGCGAGCGGGAGCUGCAGCACCGCGUGGAGGCCAUCGUCGCCUUCUCGGAGCGGCACGUGGAGCGGCUGCAGCGCGACCAGCACCGCCGCUAUGGGCAGCUGAUGCGGGCGCUCACCAUGUCGGCCGCCGAGACCGCCCGGCGCACCCGCGAAUUCCGCUCGCCACCCCAAGAGCAGAUCAACAUGCUGCUGCAGUACAAGGGGGGGGCGGACGAGGAGGAGUGCCCAGUGCCCGAGGACAUCCGUGACGAGCUCCUUGACUUCCACAAUGACCUGCUGGCACACUGCGGCAUUGAGCUGGCGGGCGAGGAAGAGGAGGAGGAGGAGGAGGCGUCCCUGCGGCAGCGGCUGCUGGGGCUGGUGCAGAAGGUGGUGGGGCUCCGGGGGACAGCGACAGAGGAGGAGGCACCCCCUGAGGAGCCACUGGUGCCCAGUAUGCGGGGCUCGACUCCCCUGGACGUGGCAGCCGCCUCCGUCAUUGACAACAACGAGCUGGCGCUGGCGCUGAAGGAGCAGGACCUGGAGAAGGUGGUGACAUACCUGGCGAGCUGUGGGCUGCAGAGCUGCCCCAUGCUGCUCUCGAAGGGGUACCCUGACAUCGGCUGGAACCCCUGUGGGGGCGAGCGCUACCUCGACUUCCUCCGCUUCGCCGUCUUCGUUAAUGGUGAGUACAUCCGUCCCUCCAUGCUGCAGCAUCUCCUCCGCCGCCUGGUCUUUGAUGUCCCCAUCCUCAACGAGUUCGCCAAGAUGCCCCUCAAGCUGCUGACGAACCACUAUGAGCGGUGCUGGAAGUACUACUGCCUGCCCAGCGGCUGGCCCAACCAGGGGGUCAGCUCAGAGGAGGAGCUGCACCUCACCCGCAAGCUCUUCUGGGGCAUCUUCGAGUCCCUGGCACACAAGCGGUUCGAUGCGGAGCUGUACAAGCUGGCCAUGCCGUGCCUCUGCGCCAUCGCUGGUGCCCUCCCCCCCGACUAUGUGGACGCCAGCUACUCCUCCAAGACUGAGAAGAAGGCUUCUGUCGAUGCUGAGGGCAACUUUGACCCCAAGCCUGUUGAGACCCUCAAUGUCAUCAUCCCAGAGAAGCUGGAUGGCUUCAUCAACAAGUAUGCGGAGUACACCCAUGAGAAGUGGGCUUUCGACAAGAUCCAGAACAACUGGUCUUUUGGGGAGACGGUGGAUGAAGAAGCCAAGACCCACCCCAUGCUGCGACCCUACAAGACCUUCUCUGAGAAGGACAAGGAGAUCUACCGGUGGCCCAUCAAGGAGUCCCUGAAGGCUAUGCUGGCCUGGGAGUGGAUGGUGGAGAAGGCCCGUGAGGGCGAGGAGGACAAGGUGGAGAAGAAGAAGACCCGCAAGAUCUCCCAGUCUGCCCAGGCCACCUACGACCCCAGCCACGGCUACAGCCCCCAGCCCGUGGACCUGUCGGGGGUGACGUUGUCCCGGGAGCUGCAGGACAUGGAGCUGGACACGUCCUCCAUCGAGAAGCGCUUCGCCUACGGCUUCCUGCAGCAGCUGCUCAAGUGGAUGGACAUCUCCCAGGAGUUUAUCGCCCACCUGGAGGCGGUGGUGAGCAGCGGGCGGGUGGAGAAAUCCCCCCAUGAACAGGAGAUCAAGUUCUUCGCCAAGAUCCUGCUGCCCCUCAUCAACCAGUAUUUCCACAACCACUGCCUCUACUUCCUCUCCACCCCAGCCAAGGUGCUGGGCAGUGGUGGGCACGCUUCCAACAAGGAGAAGGAGAUGAUCACCAGCCUCUUCUGCAAGCUGGCCGCACUCGUCCGCCACCGCGUCUCGCUCUUUGGGACCGAUGCACCGGCCGUGGUGAACUGCCUGCACAUCCUCGCCCGCUCCCUGGAUGCCAGGACGGUCAUGAAGUCGGGCCCCGAGAUCGUCAAAGCAGGGCUGCGGUCCUUCUUCGAGAGCGCCUCCGAGGACAUCGAGAAGAUGGUGGAGAACCUCAAGCUGGGGAAGGUGACGCAGAGCCGCACGCAGGUGAAGGGGGUGGCCCAAAACAUCAACUACACCACGGUGGCCCUCCUGCCCGUCCUCACCUCCCUCUUCGAGCACGUGGCGCAGCAUAACUUUGGGGACGACGUCAUCCUCGACGACGUCCAGGUCUCCUGCUACCGCAUCCUGUGCAGCAUCUACUCGCUGGGCACCACCAGGAACCCCUACGUGGAGAGGCAGCGCCCGGCGCUGGGGGAGUGCCUGGCCCGCCUGGCCGCCGCCAUGCCUGUGGCUUUCCUGGAGCCGCAGCUCAACGAGUUCAACCCCUGCUCCGUCUACAGCACCAAGUCGCCCCGCGAAAGGGCCAUCCUGGGGCUCCCCAGCCGGGUGGAGGAGAUGUGCCCCGACAUCCCCGACCUGGAGCGGCUGAUGCGGGACAUCGGGGGGCUGGCGGAGUCGGGGGCCCGCUACACUGAGAUGCCCCAUGUCAUCGAGGUGACCCUCCCCAUGCUCUGCAACUACCUGCCCCGAUGGUGGGAGCGCGGCCCCGACACCCUGCCCCAGGGACCCUGGGCCACCGCUGUCACCGGCCAGCACCUCAACGCCCUCCUGGGAAACAUCCUUCGCAUUGUGGUCAACAACCUGGGCAUUGACGAAGCCUCCUGGAUGAAGCGCCUGGCAGUGUUCGCCCAGCCCAUCGUCAGCAAGGCAAAGCCAGAGCUGCUGCGCUCCCACUUCAUCCCCACGAUGGAGAAGCUGAAGAAGCGGGCGGGCAAGGUGGUGGCCGAGGAGGAGCAGCUCCGCAUGGAGGCCAAGACGGAGGGGGAGGAUGCCGAGCUGCUCAUCCGGGAUGAGUUCUCCGUCCUCUGCCGUGACCUCUAUGCACUUUACCCCCUGCUCAUCCGCUACGUGGACAACAGCCGGGCCAAGUGGCUGACAGAGCCCAACGAGGAUGCAGAGGAGCUGUUCCGCAUGGUUGGGGAGGUCUUCAUCUACUGGUCCAAGUCCCACAACUUCAAGCGAGAGGAGCAGAACUUCGUGGUGCAGAAUGAGAUCAACAACAUGUCCUUCCUCACUGCCGACAGCAAAAGCAAGAUGGCCAAGUCCGGAGAUGGCCAGGGGGGUGGCUCAGAGCAGGAGCGGACGAAGAAGAAGCGUCGCGGGGACCGGUACUCCAUCCACACCUCCCUCAUCGUCGCUACCCUGAAGAAGAUGCUGCCCAUCGGCCUCAACAUGUGCUCACCCACUGACCAGGAGCUCAUCAGCCUGGCCAAGAGCCGCUAUGCCCUGAAGGACACGGAUGAGGAGGUGCGGGAGUUCCUCAACAACAACCUGCACCUGCAGGGCAAGGUGAGUGUGUGGUGGGGGUCCUUGGGGUGCUCAUGGAGGUGUGGGGGUCCUGGUGAUGCUCUGGGGGGUCUCAGGGUGCCCAGGUGACACUCCCGCCUCCUUCCCCCCCCCCAGACGGAGCACCCCUACAAGUCGAAGAAGGCAGUGUGGCACAAGCUGCUCUCCAAGCAGCGCCGCCGGGCUGUGGUCGCCUGCUUCCGCAUGACGCCCCUCUACAACCUGCCCAGCUGUCACAUCGAGGAAGGGGAAGACGAGGAGAAGAAGGAGGAGGAGAAGGAAGAAGAAGAAGCCGAGGACUCAUUUGAGGAGAAGGAGAUGGAGAAGCAGAAGCUGCUGUACCAGCAAGCCCGGCUGCACACGCGGGGGGCGGCCGAGAUGGUGCUGCAGAUGAUCAGUGCCUGCAAGGGGGAGCGGGGCGACAUGGUGUCCUCCACCCUCAAGUUGGGCAUCUCCAUCCUCAACGGGGGCAACGUUGAGGUGCAACAGAAAAUGCUGGACUACCUGAAGGAGAAGCGGGAGGUCGGGUUCUUCCAGAGCGUCCAGGCGCUGAUGCAGACCUUGGUCCCUGUGUCCCUGUCCCCCCCCACCCCACCACUGAUGGUGUCCGUCCGGUGGCAGGAGUCCAUCAGCGACUUCUACUGGUACUACUCGGGGAAGGACGUGAUCGACGAGCAGGGGAAGCGCAACUUCUCCAAGGCCAUGGCUGUGGCCAAGCAGGUCUUCAACAGCCUCACCGAGUACAUCCAGGGUCCCUGCACGGGGAACCAGCAGAGCCUGGCUCACAGCCGCCUCUGGGACGCUGUCGUCGGCUUCCUCCACGUCUUCGCGCACAUGAUGAAGAAGCUGGCCCAGGACUCCAGCCAGAUCGGGCUGCUGAAGGAGCUGCUGGACCUGCAGAAGGACAUGGUGGUGAUGCUGCUGUCCCUGCUAGAAGGCAACGUGGUGAACGGGACCAUUGCUCGGCAGAUGGUGGACAUGCUGGUGGAGUCCUCCAGCAACGUCACCAUGAUCCUCAAGUUCUUCGACAUGUUCCUGAAACUGCGGGACAUCGUGGCCUCAGACGCCUUCCGCGACUACGUCUCAGACCCGCGAGGUCUCAUCUCCAAGAAGGACUUCCAGAAGGCGAUGGACAGCCAGAAGCAAUACGAACCCGCCGAGAUCCAGUUCCUGCUCUCCUGCUCGGAGGCGGACGAGAAUGAGAUGAUCGACGUGGAAGCCUUUGCCGGUCGCUUUCAAGAACCUGCUCGCGACAUCGGUUUCAACGUGGCCGUGCUCCUCACCAACCUCUCAGAGCAUGUUCCCCAUGACCAACGUCUCCGGACCUUCUUGGAGCAAGCGGCCAGCAUCUUGGAGUAUUUCCGUCCUUUUUUGGGACGGAUCGAGAUCAUGGGAGCCGCUCGGCGGAUCGAACGCCUCUACUUCGAGAUCAGCGCCGCCAACAAGGCACAGUGGGAGAUGCCCCAAGUGAAGGAAUCCAAGCGCCAGUUCAUCUUCGAUGUGGUCAACGAGGGGGGGGAGGCGGAGAAGAUGGAGCUCUUCGUCAGCUUCUGCGAGGACACCAUCUUCGAGAUGCAGAUUGCCUCUCGCCUCUCCGAGGAGGAACCCCCCCGGGAAGAAGGAGAGGAUGAGGAGCAGGAGGAAGAAGAGGAGACCCCUGAUCCCACCGCUCCACCUCCCCUCUCCGAACCCACCUCAGCUUUUGGGGAGCUGUUGGCGGGGGCUGGGGGGUUGCGACGUUUGUUGGGGUCCCCCCAAACCUGGCGGCGACGGUUGCGACGGUUGCGACGCCGGCCGGGUCGGGAGUUGGCCACAGAGAAUGGGGAGAAGGCUGGGGCAGAGGGGGCCGAGGCGGGGCCCGAGCCUGGUGCCCCCGAGAAGAGAAGGAAAUCGGUCCCCCGGGAGCGGAAGGAGCCGCCGGCUGAAGGAGCCUUCGAGUUCUGGACUGAGCUGGAGGUCCAGAGGGUCAAAUUCCUGAACUACUUGUCCAGGAACUUCUACAACCUGCGGUUCCUGGCGCUCUUCCUCGCCUUCGCCAUCAACUUCAUCCUCCUCUUCUACAAG
Messenger RNA from Haliaeetus leucocephalus (bald eagle), 9162 nucleotides. Its product is annotated as ryanodine receptor 1-like. Gene Ontology annotation, cellular component: sarcolemma; calcium channel complex; Z disc. The annotation marks the transcript as partial. Lineage: Eukaryota; Metazoa; Chordata; Aves; Accipitriformes; Accipitridae. The transcript has 57 exons. The record is from RefSeq and is a predicted model, not a curated record. Gene Ontology annotation, biological process: intracellular calcium ion homeostasis; calcium ion transmembrane transport. Gene Ontology annotation, molecular function: ryanodine-sensitive calcium-release channel activity; protein binding.